Messenger RNA from Camponotus floridanus (Florida carpenter ant), 8206 nucleotides. RefSeq names its product pecanex-like protein 1 (gene pcx). The record is from RefSeq and is a predicted model, not a curated record. Gene Ontology annotation, cellular component: membrane; endoplasmic reticulum. NCBI's taxonomy places the organism in Eukaryota, Metazoa, Arthropoda, Insecta, Hymenoptera, Formicidae. Gene Ontology annotation, biological process: endoplasmic reticulum organization.
AUAUUUCUAUCGUAAUAUUUGAUGUCACGUGUUAUUGCCGACAAGUAUCUAGCCUUAUUUUAAAUGAAAAUUUAGAAAAUAUCUUCAAGAGUAAACCACGAUCAAGUUUUGUGUCAACAAAUACAUGGAUGAAUUUAAUUCGCUCGGUCCCAAGGAGUUUAUUUUCUACGCUAGAUGUAAGACGUUGGCAAAAUAAUGCAAUCGAAUUUGCCUCCUGCUCCGCAGGAGCAUUUUGCAUUCGCGAAGUAUCGUCGAUAAGACAGGUUACUUCCUCGAGGUGGUUUGUAUCGGCAAAACUUCAGUUACUCAGUAUCGGUAAUAUUGUAAACUAUUUUAUCGACAGUGACAAUGGUUCAGGGUUUCGUGAAACGAAUGUAAGAGCGCCACAGUCGCACGCAUCUCCCCGUGACACAUCUUUCCGUCCCUCUCCCACGGGUUUUCACGGGCCAAGGUGCAUCUGUGAUGGUGCGUGGUCUGACCGUGAGUCGUGUGUGCGCCAAAUCCAUCGAUUAACGGGAACACAAAAUAAGAUGCAACGUCGUCUCGCCGUUCGCCGCGCGUCUGGCCGUGUCGAGGAGCUGACGAUACCGAGUGUUGUCGCGAGCAGGAUCGUCGGACGUUAAGGGACGUUAUGGGAAGAUGGUGAGACAGCUCGGUCUCCUCGGCCACUGGCAACAUGGGUUCGCAAACACUGGAGAUCCUGAGACAAGGCGUCUGGGCGAGCCUGACGGGCGGCUGGUUUUACGAUCCUCAUCUCGAUGUUUUCUCCAACACCUUCCACCUGUACAUCUGGCUGUUCCUGCUCUGCCUGCCGUUCACUAUCUACUUGUAUUUUCCUCCUACGUUAUAUGUUUGGUUGGCGUAUUGCUCGUCGUUUGUCGCCGUUUUUGGAACAAUAAAGUGUAUGAAUCAUGCUCUACACUGUGUAUAUGAUACAACAGAGUGUUUGGAAGAAUCAAAUCAAACCAUCAGUCAGCAAAAAUCUGAGAGCGAGAAGAAACGAGCAGGUCAUAAUAAAUCCAGAGAACAGUCACAAGAUCAGAUGGGUCAUGGCAUAGAACUGCAAGUUUUGAAUGGUAAAACAGAUACACCACCUGUAGAAUGUUCAUCACGUAAUUCAUUCAUAGAACCAAAUAUACAGAAUGCUGAUGCAGACAGUAUAACAUCGGAAUAUAAUCGGGAUAAACCUAGUUCGACCAUAGAUUUAAAGGUAGAAAUACAUAGAAAAAACAGUUCGGAAAGUUCGGAAGAGGCGCAGCAACUUAAUAAACCAAUGGUGACUAGCAUUAAUGUGCAUGAAGCUGAACUAGUUUCCGCACAAUAUCAUGAGCCACGUUUUAAGAAUAUUAUAAAUGAAUGGAAAUUGUUACGACAAAAGUGUGUAGUAAUAGCGGAGGAGGAUCGACCAGGACCGCGUAAGUUAUGUCGACAUGCGCCUGAGGAUUCCAGAAAUCGACAUCCUAAGCAAAGCAGCCUCGGAAAAACUGGAUCGGAGAGCCAAAUAAAACAAACCAGCUCGUUGGAAUUGGAACAUCCUGGUGAUGAUUAUCCAUAUUGGAAAUCUAAUCAAAGCGUUCGCAGACUCAAUUCCAAUUCUAUACCAAUGGAACCACAUCUGAUGAAUGACCAUCCACAGAGUUUAGAAAUCAUAUCGAAAAAAGGAGAUACAGACAACAAUAAGAUCUCGUCUCAUCCGCAAUCGUUAGAGGUCAUUAACAAAAAACCGCAUCAACAACUGAUACAUCCACAAAGUCUUGAAACAAUUGGUGCUACUAGUAAAAAUAUAAAUAAUACUGAUGACAACAAUUUGCCUCUUCAUCCCCAAAGUCUUGAGACGAUCAAUUCCAAGAAGGUUUUACCGCAAAAUACAUUGAAGAGAAAUCAACUACAACUCUUACCAUAUCAUAGUUAUGGAUCUGAAAUAGUACAUCCAAUAGCUGAACAGAGCGAUGAACAAUUUGCCAAUGAAAGUUCGGGAGGAUUUAGUCUGCGAGAUUCUUAUAGUCCAUUACUUACGCGAAAAAACAUAACCGAUACGAACGCUACAUCUAAUAGAGACAGAAGUCUCAGUGCUGGCAGAUUCGAAGAUAGAUUCUCGAGGUUUAACGAUGACAAUGGAAUAGACAACAACUCAGCAAAUUCUCGAGAUGCUUUACUCGAUGAAUCAAAAUCCGGCGUGAAAAGAAGAUACAGUAAUGCUAGCCAAAGUAGCCAUGAAUUUUCAGAUGGUGAAAAAAAUAAAGAGAAACGGCUGGAUAAAUCCAAGAACGCGGAAGAUCCUCUCAAUUCAGGAAGCGUAGUCGGAAUAGAUUGGUUGUUCGAGAGUGGAGAUUAUCCAGUGGAACCAUGGACGAGUAAGAAUCUUCACACUAAAGAGCCCGAUUCGGGAUCGUCCAGUACAACGACUCUCAGCAUCGAGAAUGAGGUGAAGCGAAAAUUGCUACCGCAACUAGAAGUGGAUAAUGCCGUCAAGCGUCAUCAAGGAGCUAUCCCCAAGCAAAGCCGUCCAAAACCUGCCGCGUCGGACGCUACAGACGACAAUAUCGUGUCGAGCGUCGAGCAUCCGGGAGAAAAUCUCAAACGUUAUCUCGAAGUAAGACGGGAGAAGGCUAGAAGGCGAGGUGGCAAAUUCGAGCAAACUAGCGGUUCGAAUAAUGAACUGAGCACGCUGUUACCAAAUCCAGCACCACCGUUGUUAGCCGCGUUACUAAACAAUUCCGGCCGGGAUUUGCCCGGCCAAUCGAGCGCCGCAUCAUCUGAUCUACGAUUAAGUCGUAGCUCCGAAAAUCGAAAUUCUCGGAGCAGAUAUGGACGAUUAAAACAUCCUCGUGCUCAUCGUGGACCUCGCAGCAUCGCCAAUCGCGACGAUAACGUUGUACCGUUGACCGCGUUAUUUGGUUUAAUCUCGAGCGGUGAGUAUCACUUGGCCACUAAUCAAAAUGAUACUUCGGAAGGAGCUGUGCAUUACUUUCGCGACGAUAAUGGUCGCUGGCUAGCUUACACAUUUGACGAAAAGGGCUCGGACGUGACUGCCGCGACGGCGAUGACACAAAUGCCCGCCAAUCCGCAUAAUGAAAAAUUGUUAAAUACUCUACUGCGACAACAACUCAAUCAGAAUAUACACUACGACGCUACGAACUGGGAACUCGCUGAUUCGCUUAGCAAUAGUUAUAGCAGCCUAUCGCUCAACUCUGCCGGAUUGACGGUGAUAAUUGACACACCACCCGUACUAUCAAGUCCAGCCAGCAAUCAGACCAAGACACAGAGCUCACCGCCCUCGAAUCUGAUUUCCUCAAAUACUGGCAGCUCGAAUCAAUACACGCUCGGCGAAAAUUCGGAGCGCGAACACUUUCAUCAUACGCUAAUCGCGCGCUCGGACUCGAUGGCCGACAGAAAUCGAAGGUUGAAUUUGCAGAAUUUGCUGAGCAACAUGAACCAGUAUCAAUCGGAUCCUAAUAACCGUAUGCCCGUACUAACAUUGCCACAUCGGGAACCCGACAUAGACACAAGUUUGUCAUGGAAUCGUUUCGUCGACGGCUUGGACGGCUCUGACGGCUCCAAACCCAAGCAAACCAGACAUUACUAUAAGUGGAAAAUUGGCAGGCUGCCGCAUAUCAAAGUGCGCUUCGAUCGUCUCGCCCUGUUAGCUCUGCUCGAUCGCAAUUUGACUGUGUUCGAGACCAUCGUAUCCACAUUCCUGGCAGGUGCGGUCGCAGGACUGGGCCUUUUAUUGCUUCAACAAGGUUUUUAUCGGGACAUAUUUGCAUUUAUAUUUUGCUUUGUGACGGCUGGCUGCCAGUACUCGCUACUCAAAUCGGUCCAGCCUGAUGCCGCAUCGCCCACGCACGGCUUCAAUCGUAUUAUAGUGUUCUCCAGGCCUGCUUACUACAUCUUGUGCUCGAGUUUGAUUCUGAUCUUCAACGAGAUACUGAGGAACUUUAAAUCGUCUGACUUUCGCGUGUACGGACUACGUGUCGCCGAUUACGAUCUUAUACUGCAAGUGCGAAACAUUCUGCUAAUAUUUCUGCUGUGCUUUCCAAUUGUGUUCUCCUUAGGAUUAUUUCCACAGAUCAAUACGUUCCUCAUGUACGUCUGCGAACAUUUGGACAUUCAUUUAUUCGGUGGCAAUGCGACCACUAGUCUGGUGUCGUCGUUGUAUUGUUUAUGCCGCAGCUUAAUCGCCGUCCUUAUCCUUUAUGGAUUUGCCUAUGGUGCCCUCCUCGAACCCAAAUCCUCACAACAUAUUUUAUUCUCCAUAUUCGUCGGUCUGCUCGUCGCGAUAUCUUAUCAUCUGAGCCGAUCGUCCUCCGAUCCAACCGUGAUAUGGGAUAUCCUCAAGGCGAAUCUGUGGCCGUUGGAGAUAGGAGACAGAUACGCAGAGGAGAAGGAAGCGAAGAUUAUCGAGAAUACAUCAUCGCAACGCGACAACGUGGCUGCAAGCUACAAGGAGGCCAAAAGUAAGAUGUCUGGUAGGAAGAAAGAUGUGAAGAUCAAAGUGGGCGAACAAAUGUCGGACACCGAACUAGUAGAUCCGUUACCAGAAAAACUCCGUUCGACCGUAAACUCCAGACUGAAGAACGACGUAAUCGUAUGCGCGGUAAUCGGCACUCUGUCUUUCGGUAUUCAUCGUACGACGGUAUUUACUGCCCUACAACCAGAACUUAAUCCAGUAUUAUGUAGCAUCGUCAGCUGCCUAGGCUUUCUUCUGCAUUACAUCGUGCCGCAAUUGCGCAAACAGCUGCCAUGGCUGUGUCUGUCGAGACCAGUAUUGCGCAGCCACGAACACGCGCAAUUCGAAGUGCGGGAGCCAGUGAGAAUUAUGUGGUUCGAAAAAGCAUACGUAUGCCUGUGCUUUCUCGAACGGAACAUUCUUUAUCCGGUCGUCUUCCUGGGCGCGCUCACCGACUGUUCAUCGAAGAUUGCAGACAAGUUUGGCGAGAGUGUGGGUGCGCUCAUUGUCGUCAUGUGCGGUCUCAAGUCCCUCAGAUCGGCGUACUCGGACCCGUCCACUCGCUACCUCGUCCUAGUCUUCGCGGUGCUAUUCUUCCAGCUAGACUUUAGUAAUUUGAGCGAAACCUUCCUGAUGGACUAUUUUGUUACGGGGAUCGCGUUCGCCAAGAUCUACGAACUGCUGCUCAAGAUACGCUUCGUCGUCACGUACAUCGCGCCCUGGCAAAUCACCUGGGGCAGUGCAUUCCACGCGUUCGCCCAGCCCUUCUCCGUGCCGCAUUCGGCGAUGCUCUUCCUCCAGGCCGGCAUCUCAGCGAUGCUCAGCACGCCUCUGAAUCCAUUGCUAGGCAGCGCGAUCUUUAUAUCAUCGUACGUGCGACCCGUCAAGUUCUGGGAGAGAGACUACAAGACCAGGAGAGUGGAUCAUUCGAACACGCGAAUGUCCUCGCAUUUGGAGCGCAAUCUGGGCGCCGAUGAUAACAACCUGAACUCGAUAUUUUAUGAACAACUUACGCGCUCUCUCCAGCACAGUCUUUGCGGCGACCUCGCGCUCGGUCGAUGGGGAAAUGUGGAACAAGGAGACUGCUUUCUGCUCGCUUCAGAUUAUUUGAACUGCUUGGUGCACAUAGUUCAAUUGGGUAAUGGAUUGGUGACAUUUCAGCUUAGGGGUCUCGAGUUCCGAGGAACAUAUUGCCAGCAAAGAGAGGUAGAAGCGAUCUCGGAGGGUAUCGAAGACAACGACAACUGCUGCUGCUGCGAAAUGGGUCACCUAUCAAACGUACUUAGCGUGAAUGCCGCUUUCAGUCAACGUUGGCUUGCUUGGGAAGUUGCGAGCGCCAAAUAUGUGCUCGAGGGAUACUCGAUCUCCGACAAUUCGGCGGGGUCUAUGCUACAAGUGUUCGAGUUUCGCAAAGUGUUGGUUACUUACUACGUUAAGAGUAUCGUCUUCUACGCCGUGAAGUCAUCCAAGUUGAAACAAUGGCUGGAAAAUCCAGAUAUUGUCGAUGCGCUCAAACCAACACUCGAUAAGAACUUUGUUGAUCUCGAUCCUGUUUUUAACGUGAAUAUCGAUGAAGAUUUUGACUUCCGAGCAAGCGGUAUCACGCGGAACAGCUUCUGCAAUGUUUAUCUCGACUGGAUACAAUAUUGCGCUGGUAAACAAGAUAAGUCACUGGAUAGAACACGUGAUUCAUAUCUUGUGUCUCUGUGCCUCUCAUUGAGUCUGUUGGGAAGACGCGUUUUAGGCGCUGCAUCUCACAACACAUUAUCGGGUGUUGAGUUUUUUCUCUACGGGUUACACGCGUUAUUUAAAGGAGAUUUUCGGAUAACAUCAGUUCGCGACGAAUGGGUAUUACACGAUGUCGAUUUAUUGCGCAGCGUGGUCGCUAAGGGAAUAAGGAUGGCCUUGAAACUACAUCAAGAUCACUUUAUGAGCCCGGAACAAUACAUCGAAUCAUCAGCGCUCUUCGAAGCUAUUGACAAUCAUGAUCAAAAUCUUGUUAUUAGUCACGAGGCAGAUCCGCUUUGGAGGAACGCAGUCUUAAGUGGCGCGCCCAGCCUUCUGGCACUCAGACAUGUACUAGAUGACGGUAUAGAUGAAUACAAAGUGAUAAUGCUUAACAAACGUUACCUGAGCUUCCGAGUAAUCAAAAUGAAUCGCGAAUGCGUCCGCGGACUUUGGGCUGGCCAACAGCAAGAAUUGGUAUAUCUGAGAAAUAGAAAUCCAGAGCGCGGCUCUAUACAAAACGCCAAGCAAGCACUGAGAAAUAUAAUCAAUAGUUCCUGCGACCAACCGAUUGGAUAUCCGAUUUAUGUCUCCCCGUUGACAACCAGCUAUGCCGAGACCAACGAACAAUUAUGCUCGAUAAUUGGAGGGCCAUUGACUUUUGGUACCAUAAAAAGCACCGUGUUGAAAUUGUGGAGAAGAAUAAGAAGGAGAUGUGGUCAAGGUUGUUCUUCGGGUGGUACUGGUUCUCAAGACGAUGGAGGUUUCGGGAAUGACGGAGUAUAUGCGAUGACUACUUACAACAUACACUCUGGCUAUGCUCAAUCGGGUCAUAAUACUUCUGGUUCGCAAUCGAUGGAAUCUGGCUGUCAGAUCGGCGGCUCGACCGGUCGAGGAUCUCUCGGUCGUGCGAAUACGGGUUCUCUUGGUGGUAACAGAGGCUCGCUCGCCUCCGUUGGGAAACCAACCAGUUCGACGCUCGCCAGUCUGGCCGGAUUGCUUAGUAAUAGCGAUAUCAAAACAGAAACAAAGAGCGAGACAAGCUUCUCUAGCAAGCUUGAAAAAGAGGAAGUUUUUCAAAGAGUACGAAUUAUGGAUCCUAAUCAAGUAUACGACGCGAUCAAUUUGGGUCGGCGUAUAGAUGUGAUUUGGCCGGACGAGAGGAUGCGACAACAAGGUGGUCGUUCCGGCUGGCAACAUUGGGUACCCGAAAGAGGUAUGGAGGGUUGCGUAGUUCAUCGUUGGUCGCCGAAUCAUCGCGAUCCUAAUCGACGAUCGCAUGUCGAUAAGGUCAUUCUACUCGUGAAGAUCGAAGAUAAAUACGUGCCGAUAGCUGAACAAGGCGUACGAGAUUUAGGAGCAGAGGUUUAGUAAAAUAUUUUCGAAAUUAGUGCAAUAACAUGCGAUCAUUGUGGUUUUUGUACUCAUUAGCACGAUCGCUCUUAGAUAUGCAGAUGCGCGAUAGCGCAUGCAUAUUUAACAACUAGAAAUCUUCACAUAAGAAUCUCUAAACGCUAUUAAAUUCCAACGAUGGCAGCAUUUGGCAUUAUAUAGAGUUUAUUAGUGUUUCUUCGUUUCAUAAGAAAACAAUUAGUUGUUGAUUUUUCUCGUGUAUUUAAUGUAAUUUAAUCCAAGAAUUUUUAAUGAAAAUGUUUUUGUAAAUCGUAAUCGGAGAACAUCACAAAUUAUUAACAUUAAUAUAAACUGGAAACCUAAGAGAAAUAGUCGCAUGUAUAUAGUAUAAAUUAUUUUUUAUUGUGUAAUUACUUUUAUGAAAACAUACUUUUCUUCGAAAACGUAUAGCCAAGACUCUUACUUGAGGGUUUCUAGUAUCAACGACGAAAGUGUAAAAUAAUGCGAACAAAUGUAUCAUAUUGACGAUGUUGAAUACUAGUUUCGUACUUCCACAAAGUCAAUACUCGCCAUUAGGACAUAAAUUGAAGAAUUCAACGAUUUACUUAAUAUAUUAUAUAAAACGUUUAACUUAUCUCCAUUGACAAGUUUCAUUAUAACAUUGCAAUAUCUAGCUCU